Molecule: messenger RNA, 2756 nt
Organism: Apodemus sylvaticus (European woodmouse)
Lineage: Eukaryota; Metazoa; Chordata; Mammalia; Rodentia; Muridae
Product: calcium-activated chloride channel regulator 3A-1-like
Exons: 14
Coding region: 33-2756 (907 amino acids)
Biological process (GO): chloride transport
Molecular function (GO): intracellularly calcium-gated chloride channel activity
Source: RefSeq, a predicted model, not a curated record
UGCCGCCACUUCUCAGUGUAGCAUGUGCCAACAUGGUUCCAGGUCUGAAGGUCCUUCUGUUCCUCACCCUGCAUCUCCUGAAGGAUGUGAAAGGCUCCAUGGUCCAUCUCAACAACAAUGGAUAUGAAGGUGUGGUGAUUGCAAUUAACCCCAGUGUGCCAGAGGAUGAAAGACUCAUCUCAAGCAUAAAGGAAAUGGUAACUCAAGCUUCCACUUACCUGUUUGAAGCCACCGAAAAAAGGUUUUAUUUCAGGAACGUAAGCAUUUUAGUUCCCAUAACCUGGACGUCAAAAACUGAGUACUUAACACCGAAACAAGAAUCAUAUGACCAAGCAGAUGUCAUAGUUGCUGAUCCUUACCUGAAAUACAGAGACGAUCCCUACACCCUUCAAUAUGGACAGUGUGGGGACAGAGGACAAUACAUACAUUUCACUCCAAACUUCCUUCUCAAUGAUAACUUGCGUCUCUAUGGACCCCGAGGCAGAGUCUUUGUCCAUGAGUGGGCUCACCUCCGGUGGGGAGUAUUUGAUGAGUAUAACAUGGACCGGCCUUUCUACAUGUCUGGAAAGAACGCUGUCGAAGCAACAAGGUGUUCCACAAGCAUCACUGGCACCAAUGUGGUCCAUGAGUGUCAGGGAGGCAGCUGUGUGACAAGGAGAUGCCGGCGUGACUCAAGGACAGGGCUGUAUGAACCCAAGUGUACAUUUAUCCCAAAUAAAUACCAGACUGCCGGGGCCUCCAUAAUGUUCAUGCAAAGUCUCAAUUCUGUGGCUGAAUUUUGCACAGAAAAAACCCACAACACAGAAGCCCCAAACCUCCAAAACAAAAUGUGCAAUCGUAGAAGCACAUGGGACGUAAUCAAGGCAUCCGCUGACUUUCAGAAUGCCGCUCCCAUGAAAGGAACAGAAGCCCCUCCUCCACCGACGUUUUCAUUGCUCAAGUCCAGACAGCGAGUGGUCUGCUUGGUGCUGGAUAAAUCUGGAAGCAUGAACUUAGGAAGCCCCAUCACUCGUCUCACCCUAAUGAACCAAGCAGCAGAGCUAUACUUAAUUCAAAUUAUUGAAAAGGAAUCGUUGGUCGGCCUGGUCACAUUUGAUAGCACUGCCACCGUCCAAAAUAACCUAAUAAGAAUGAUCAAUGACAACUCCUACCUAGAGAUCAGCGUGAAGCUACCUCAACAAGCAGGUGGCGGAACCUCAAUUUGCAAUGGACUCAGAAAAGGAUUCCAGGCAAUUGCCUCCAGUGGCCAGAGCACUUCCGGUUCUGAGAUCGUAUUGCUGACAGAUGGGGAAGAUACUGGGAUAAGUUCAUGCUUUCAGGAGGUCAAGCACAGCGGUGCCAUCGUUCACACCAUCGCCCUGGGGCCUUCUGCUGCCCGAGAACUGGAGACUCUGUCGGACAUGACCGGAGGGCUUCGCUUUUAUGCCAAUGAAGGCAUCAAUGACCUGAUUGACGCUUUCAGUGGGAUUUCAUCUAAGAGUGGCAGCAUCUCACAGCAGGCUCUGCAGUUGGAGAGCAAAGCCUUGAAGAUUAACAGGAAUGAAUGGCUAAGUGGAACAGUCCCCGUGGACAGUGCCGUCGGCAACGACACAUUCUUUGUUGUCACAUGGACAGUACGAAAGCCAGAAAUUAUUCUUCGAGAUCCAAAAGGAAAAAACUACACAACCUCGGAUUUCCGAGAAGAUAAGCUAAAUAUCUUCUCUGUUCGCCUUCGGAUCCCAGGCAUUGCCGAGACAGGUACUUGGACUUACAGCCUUAAGGGCGCCCAGCCUCAGUUGCUAACGGUGACGGUGACCACUCGAGCAAGAAGUCCCACCACGCAACCACUCAUGGCUACCACUCACAUGAGUCAGAGCACAGCCCAGUACCCUAGCCGGAUGAUUGUGUACGCACGGGUCAGCCAAGGGUUUUUGCCUGUUCUGGGAGCCAAUGUCACAGCCAUCAUAGAAGCUGAAAGUGGACAUCAAGUCACCCUGGAGCUCUGGGACAAUGGGGCAGGUGCUGACACUCUCAAAAACGACGGCAUCUACUCAAGAUAUUUCACAGACUUCUACGGAAACGGCAGAUACAGCUUAAAAGUCAAUGCCCAGGCAAGAAAGAACAUCACUAAACUAAAUCUGAAACAAAAGAAUAAGUCUCUCUAUAUUCCUGGCUAUGUUGAAAAUGAUCAAAUUGUACUGAAUCCACCCAGACCGGAUGUCCCAGAAGAAGCCACAGAAGCCACAGUGGAAGAUUUCAGCAGACUAACCUCUGGAGGGUCGUUUACUGUGUCUGGAGCGCCCCCUGACGGCGACCACGCUCAUGUGUUCCCACCCAGUAAAGUCACAGACCUGGAGGCUGAGUUUACAGGUGACCAUAUUCACCUUACAUGGACGGCCCCUGGCAAGGUCCUCGAUAAAGGAAGAGCGCGUAGAUACACCAUCAGGAUGAGUCAGCAUCCUCAGGAUCUCCAGGAAGAUUUUAACAACGCUACUUUAGUGACUACUUCCGGUCUGAUACCUAAAGAAGCUGGCUCAAAAGAAACAUUUAAAUUCAAACCAGAAACUUUUAAAAUAGCAAAUGGCACCCAGCUCUACAUCGCAAUCCAGGCCGACAACGAUGCCGGGCUCACGUCCGCGGUCUCCAACAUCGCGCAGGCUGUCAAAUUUAUUCCUCCACACGUUUAUUUGGUACCCAGCAGUCCUGAUCUGGGUACCAAAAUGUCCGCAUCCAGUAUGACAGUUUUUGCAUUUGUUGCAACUUUAUUCAUAUUUUAA